Mobula hypostoma (lesser devil ray) is the source of this 3307-nucleotide messenger RNA. Its product is annotated as actin filament-associated protein 1-like 2. Gene Ontology annotation, cellular component: cytosol. NCBI's taxonomy places the organism in Eukaryota, Metazoa, Chordata, Chondrichthyes, Myliobatiformes, Myliobatidae. Gene Ontology annotation, biological process: regulation of interleukin-6 production; positive regulation of interleukin-8 production; positive regulation of epidermal growth factor receptor signaling pathway. Gene Ontology annotation, molecular function: SH3 domain binding; SH2 domain binding. The record is from RefSeq and is a predicted model, not a curated record.
AUGGUGCUCUGCUGGGAGUUGGACCGUGGCCGAAUCCUUGUUUCCUUUAAUAACCGUAACUGCUGGAGACAGAAGACCGGGAUUGUAUCUGAGCGGAGGGGCAGUCCGUCGAGCGGCUCGGCGCCGAGACAAAGAGAUCGGUGGCAGCGAUGGGAGGCUGCUUGCGCCGGUAACAUCCGAUCGCCCACAAUGAACCUGGACAAAGAUCUGGCCCGGCUUUUCUCAGAGCUGCAUUCGUUCCUCAAAGUGCUGGAGACAGAAAGCCUGAGUUGUGUCGCGGAGUCGAAGAAGGAGUCUGUGGCUGAAUUGCUUCAGGAACUGAACAGAAGUCCGUGCACAGAACGCUCCGGCUCCAUUGCAGCUGAGGAUGCUGACUACAUGUUCAUGAGCUGUGUCACACCGACAGAGAAUCGCUGGGAAACACAGCUUCAGGAGAAUGCAAAGGUCCGGAACGUGUUGGAAAUCAUCGAGGAUCUGGAAGACGUCCCGUCCAGCUACCUGGUGACGGAUGAGUUUCAAAUGAAAGUGAGCCUUGCUGCCACUCCUUCCGUCCCAGCUCAUCUCCACCAGGUCCACGCUGACGACUCGUAUGAGGGAGCAGACCCACUGUGCUCCGUUGCCCGCUGCUCAACAGAUGGUGUGGAUUCGGACAGUAGCCACUAUGAAUCUUACGGGGAGGAGGAGGUGUGUGCCACCAAGCGUGCAGCCUCCCUGCAGAGGAUUCCCAAGCACUCGCUGAGCGGCACCCGGAUUUGUGGCCUGCUGUGGCGGAAGCAGUGGCUGGGGCGAUGGACCAAGCAGCUGUUCCUCAUCAAAGAUCAAGUUCUGAUGUGUUACAAGUGCAUGAAGGACCAGCAGCCACUGAUGGAGCUCAGCCUCCACGGAUCGCGCGUGACAUACAAGUUCAAACGCAGUAAGAAGGUCCAGCACGAGCUGAAGGUCGCGACCGCGAGUAACGAGACCGUGGUGCUGGGGCUGGAGAGCCGCGAACAGACUGAGGACUGGCGGAAGGUCAUUGAAGAGGUGAGCAACUCCAUACGCUACAGAUCUACACCCUGGGAUUCACCAAAGGUGGCAGGCAAGAGCCAAAAAUCUGCCAGCUACAAGAUACCGCUGAGGGCUACGCGAAGCUUGGAGUCAGACAGAUUCACGGGUGAGAUGGUGAAUGUAAGAGCAGCGACCCACAGCACAGGUUACCUGAAGGUGCUCGUGAAGGACCGCUGGCAGACUCUCUGGUGUCGUGUCCAGGACCAAGUGCUCUUCAUGUACAAGGACAACAGCACGGCUGGGAAAUUGCACUUCUCCGUGGACCUGCAGGGCUGUGAAGUUAGAGCAGAGGCCAACAAAGCUCACAAUCGCAGACUUACCAUUUCCCAUCAGAACAAGGAUCUGGCAGUGCUGCAGACCAGCUCGUCGGAGGAGAGGGAUCGGUGGCUGAGCCUUCUGCGGACAGCGUGUGUAGCAGAUACACAGUCAACUCAUCUAUAUGAAGAGGCUCCACCGGCAACUGGACCACAGAACACUCUGAGCAACGGGAACCUCAUCAGUGGCUUGCUGCUGCGAAGAGUUACAACUCCCAACGCGUACAUGGAUGACCCCUUUGGCCAAGUGUCCACUCCAGAGGACAGCGAGUGCGUCUCGUCACACCAACUGAGAGUCAGUCCACCAAGCCAGGAGCCGGGAAACAGAGGAGGUGCAGGAUUUGCAGAGAGUUACCAGAGCAGUAAAAAGACCAACACAACAAGAUACAACACGCUGCCGAGUGCCAGAUUUUUAAAAACUUGGAGUGAUUUUGAAAUUAAAAUGCCCGGAGAUGAGAUGGAACCUGUUAGGAACCAGUCAACACAGACAGACAAGAAAGAUUUCAAAGAAGCAAUGGAUUCCUUGCCUGAAAAGAAGACCUUGCCGAGGCUGGAAGAGAAGAUCCGUCGGCUGGAACAGGCCGUGUACCGAGCGAAGGAGAGGGUAAAAUCAGGCUCUGAGCUCAACCUGCUGUCUCUCAGCAAGACCUUCAAACGAGCCUCCUGCGGACACACACUUGCACUGUUCUCAUCGAGCUCGGAGACUACAAAUUCUGAGGUCGCAAUUGUGAGUCCAAUCCUGAGACGCACAGCCUCAGCCAAAAGCAGUCUGAGGCGGACACCGAGCGUCCUCGGCGUUGAGAAAGGCAAAGUGCUGCAGAAAACAAAGGAAUGGGAAAUGAAGUCUUCAAUUUAAUCAGAUGAAAGAGACAUCUAUUUCUUCACCAAAGGACAACCUCCAUGUGAAGAUGCCCUGCUUUCUAGGACUCAGCACUAUAAAUAUUUGAAUUAUCUUGUGGAACAAGCGUAAAAAAGGAUUCCUUCCUACCUUCCAGUUCUCAAAGGAGGGCAAUUCCUGUACUGCACCUGGUUUUCUGUUAAAAUCUGAGAUCUGAGCCAAGCGUGCAGGAACUAAGGGUGGAACCUCGAAACCCCUUUUGUUACAAAACAUCUGUUGUAUUUUUAACUUGUUAAUCUCAUGUUGGCUAAAAGUGAGAGAGAAUAGAGUGAAUACUUGCUAUAUCAACUCCUUGAAAUUCGCACCCCUCCCUCCCCACCAGGUGCAUUCCUCAUCCCUCACCUCUUACUUUUCCACCUGAAAGCAAGAACACAAAUGCAUUCUCAGAACUCGCUAAUUCUCUGGUCAAUAUGUUGUCUUUUUUGAUGGACGUGAAGUGGGGCAUAAAUCACUUAUUCUUUAGGAACGAGUUGCAAAAUUACCUGCACAGAGUGAGGAGCCUUAAUGAGGAAAGGUAAUACUCCUUUCUACCUUGGACGUCCUUUGCCAGCAGAAGUUGUUGAUCAAUUCUAACUUUGUUUGGGAUAACAUAAGCAACAGAAGUUUCCCCAAAACAGGAAAUUGGUCAUCAAAUCUGAUAAUAACUUGCCAGGUAAAUAGGCAACAUCUGCUGUUUGGCAAUCCGAAAUUCUCCUUUAAGUAUCUGUCAAGCUGCUGGUUUUUGAUUACAGCAGUAGUGAUGUUUACAGUUAAAUCUCUGGGUUUGGGAUACAAACACAUUCUUGACUAUAACUGUAGUGAGGAAUUGUCUGGACAUGGGCAAGUUAGCUCAAUUGCAGAGAAAUUCCAAAAGAAAUGCCUCCCUGCUUUGAUGGCUACACGGAGUGAGGCAUUGAAGAUGGAGAUAAAUAACUUGUUUAAACUAGGAAUCAAAAACUUUCUGAAGCACUUAUUAAUCACACUGGAGCAAAAUAACACAGCAUGCAAGUGUCACGCAGCAUCACAUCAAGUAUCAGAUUUUGAGCACCAUAUUUUAUGGAAUGUUAUU